AUGGAUAAGAUAUUAGCAGUGCUGAACUGCACUAAGAAGCAGAAGGUUCUUUUCGCCACCUUUAAGCUGACCAGAGAAGCUGAACGACAGUGGCAUGCAGUCUUUUAUGACCGAUAUUUUCCCGCCACCGCCAGGAAUGCGAAGGCGAAAAAAUUUUUCAACUUGACACAGAGGCAUCUCACUGUUCGGCAGUAUGCUACUAGGUUCGUGAAACUUUCCCUCUUUGCACCUUUUAUGGUUCCAGAUGAAUAUCAAAAGACAACAUGGUUUGAAAGGGUCUUAAAUCAGAGGAUUCAUGAGCAUAUGGCGUGUUUGAAAAUACAUGACUUCACAGAACUUGUGGGUAAAGCCACUGUUGUAGAGUCGAGUCUACAGAGAGGUGUAGAAGCAUUAGAACGAAGGAGGAGACCCGUGUCUCCCAGACCCUAA
This is a messenger RNA of Malania oleifera, 429 nucleotides long. RefSeq lists its product as uncharacterized. Bases 1 to 429 code for a protein of 142 amino acids. The transcript has 2 exons. The record is from RefSeq and is a predicted model, not a curated record. Lineage: Eukaryota; Viridiplantae; Streptophyta; Magnoliopsida; Santalales; Ximeniaceae.